This is a messenger RNA of Chiroxiphia lanceolata (lance-tailed manakin), 680 nucleotides long. RefSeq lists its product as uncharacterized. The transcript is spliced from 3 exons. The record is from RefSeq and is a predicted model, not a curated record. The coding region runs from base 46 to 663 and encodes 205 amino acids. Lineage: Eukaryota; Metazoa; Chordata; Aves; Passeriformes; Pipridae.
UCUGGCGCACUCACUUCCGGCGUUGCCGGAAGUGCCGCCGUCGCCAUGGCGACGGCCCCGCCUCGGCCGCGGCGGGCAGGGCCGGAGGCCGCGGGGAUUUGCCCCGGAUUAAGGGCGCCCGGAAUUCUUCCCUUCGCCCGCCGGACUUUGCCCGGCGAAGCGGCCGCGAUUCCGAAGGGUGGGUGGGUGGGUGUGGGGUGUGUGGAGAAGCCGGUUUGGGAAUCGCACGGGGCGGAAUCGCCCGUUCCUGCCCCGGCCCUGCCCAGAGGGCGACGCCGGCGCGGGGGCGGCGGCUCUCCCGGUUUUUCCGCACCCACCCGGAAUCCUCCGGCGCGGCCGGGACGCGCCGGGAUCUCCCUUAUCUCCGGCCUCGGAUCCCGGCGAUCCCUUCCCGGAUUCCGGCCGUGCCGAGCUCAUCCCGCCGCGGCCGUCGCGGCGUUAUCCGGAGAUCCGCCGGCCCAGGACAUUCCCAGCUGGCUCCCGGCGAUCCCGGACCGCUGGAUGACCGGGAGACGCUUCCAGAGGGCGGGAAGGCAGAAGCUCGGCAGGAUCACCCAGCGGGAUUCUUGGGAUCGAGCUGACGGGAUUUUUCCGGCGUCGCGCCUCCGUGCCUUCGGAUCCUCCGCCGCCAUCCCGUGCCUUCGGAUGCCCCUCAAGCCUUAACGAGCACCCUCCACCCU